Molecule: messenger RNA, 1497 nt
Organism: Paramecium pentaurelia
Lineage: Eukaryota; Ciliophora; Oligohymenophorea; Peniculida; Parameciidae
Source: the annotation of a GenBank genome assembly
AUGAUUAUUAGAUAAGCUCAGCUAUUUCUAAGAUUGGCUCCUCAACCUAAAUAUUAUCAUGGAGGAUUAAAAGAUCAAGAUCGUAUCUUUACUAAUGUCUAUCGCGAUGGAGAUCCUUAUAUUCAAGGUGCCUUAAAAAGAGUAAGAAUAUUUAUAAUCAUAGGGUGAUUGGCAUAGAACAAAGGAUAUAUUGACAAUGGGUUAAGAUUGGAUUAUAGAUGAAAUCAAAAAGAGUGGUCUUAGAGGAAGAGGUGGAGCAGGAUUUCCAAGUGGUUUGAAAUACUCAUUCAUGCCAAAAGUCAAUCCAGAUGGAAGGUAUUUUAAUUAAUGCAAUUAUCAAUUAAAGACCUUCUUAUUUGGUUAUAAAUGCAGAUGAAUCUGAGCCAGGUACAUGCAAAGACAGAGAAAUCUUGAGACAUGAUCCUCAUAAAUUAGUAGAAGGAGCUUUAUGUGUUGGAUUCGCAAUGAGAGCUAGAGCAGCAUACAUAUAUUGUAGAGGAGAAUUCUGGGUAGAAGCCAAUGCCUUAUAAUAAGCAGUGGAUGAGGCUUAUAAAAAGGGAUUUUUGGGUAAAAAUGCAUGCGGUAGUGGAUAUGAUUUUGAUGUUUAUGUUCACAGUGGAGCAGGUGCUUAUAUUUGUGGAGAGGAAACUGUAUUCAUUUAAUAAUAAUAAUUAUUAGGGUUUGAUAGAAUCCUUAGAAGGAAAGCCAGGAAAACCAAGACUUAAGCCACCUUUCCCAGCUAAUGCAGGUUUAUGGGGUUGUCCAACUACUGUAACUAAUGUUGAAACUGUUUCAGUUUGUCCAACCAUUCUUAGAAGAGGAGCUAAUUGGUUUGCAUCUUUUGGCAGACCCAACAAUAGAGGCACUAAAUUAUUCUGUAUUUCUGGUCAUGUUAACAAUCCUUGCACUGUUGAAGAAGAAAUGUCUAUUCCUCUAAAAGAAUUAAUUGAAAGACAUUGUGGAGGAGUCAGAGGAGGUUGGGACAAUCUUAAAUGCAUUAUUCCUGGAGGAUCUUCUGUUCCUAUGUUACCUAAAGAGAUCUGUGAAACUGUUCUUAUGGAUUUUGAUGCUUUAAGAGAUGUAAGAUCUGGAUUAGGAACUGCUGCUGUUAUUGUCAUAGAUAAAUCUACAGAUAUAAUUGAUGCCAUCUUAAGAUUAAGUAAGUUUUAUAAACACGAAUCAUGUGGUCAAUGUACACCAUGCAGAGAAGGUACUUCAUGGUUAGUUGAUUUGUUGGAAAGAAUGAAAGUAGGAAAUGCUGAUUUUGCAGAAAUUGAUUAAUUAGAAGUAUUUGAAUCAUAUUAAAUUGAAAGGAAUUAACAUAUUAAAUAGAAGGACAUACUAUUUGUGCUCUUGGAGAUGCUGCUGCAUGGCCAGUUUAAGGAUUGAUAAGAUCUUAUAGGGAAGAAAUUGAAGAAAGAAUUGAAGAUUACCAUGCUAAACACCCAGUCAAGGCUAGACAAUUACGUAGUCAUCCUUAAUAAUCAAACCAUUGAU